Amorphotheca resinae ATCC 22711 is the source of this 1239-nucleotide messenger RNA. RefSeq lists its product as hypothetical. Gene Ontology annotation, biological process: spliceosomal complex assembly; regulation of mRNA processing; protein phosphorylation. Bases 1 to 1239 code for a protein of 412 amino acids. The transcript has 4 exons. Gene Ontology annotation, molecular function: ATP binding; protein kinase activity. The record is from RefSeq and is a predicted model, not a curated record. NCBI's taxonomy places the organism in Eukaryota, Fungi, Ascomycota, Leotiomycetes, Helotiales, Amorphothecaceae.
AUGGCUGGACUCCUGAAGUGGGCCAAAAGUGCCGUCAAACGGGCACCCUCUCCACCACGGCAAUACCCGAAUGUGAAAUUCCCUCUUAUCAACCCAUCAGAAAAGGUUGAAGAAGAAAACUUCGGAAUUGAGCGAUAUUACCCAGCGCGGAUUGGGGAUGUUCUUUCCUCGCGAUAUCAAAUCGUUGGAAAGCUGGGGUUUGGAAACUCGUCAACGGUGUGGCUUGCACGGGAUUUACAUGCCCACCGUCACGUUGCCGUCAAAAUAUUUACAAAUGAUGGCCAGGAUACCGAUGAAAUUGCCAUUUAUAAGCACAUUAGCCAAGGAAACAAAUCAAGACUUGGCUAUCGCUACGUGCGCACUGCCCUUGAUUCAUUUGAGUUGAUGAAUCGCGGUAGCAAACACCCAUGCCUAGUACACGAACCACUCUGGGACAGUAUAAGGACACUCCUCGAACGGAGUGGUCGAGAUAGACUUACAGAAGAUCUGCUUCGAGUAAACCUCCAACGCCUUUUACUGGCUCUAGACUAUCUUCACACAGAUCGGAAGUUGAUCCACACAGACAUCAAAUCCGAUAACAUUCUCCAUCUUAUUGAAGAUACCUCUAUUCUUGCUGCCUCUGAGGAAGCCGAGAUUGCUCAACCCUCACCGCGCAAGAAAGCGAUGGAUCGAGAAAUAUAUGUUUCCCGGACUCUAGAUAUGCCAGAGUCUAUUGGAGAGCCAGUACUUUGCGACUUCGGGAAUGCGGUAUAUGGGACAAAACUCAAUGAUGAUGACGCCUACCCCGAUGUUUACAGGUGUCCAGAAGUGAUGCUUCAUCUCCCAUGGAGUUAUAGCGCUGAUAUUUGGAAUGUUGGCGCCAUGAUCUGGGAUAUCUUUGAGGGUAAGCAUCUCUUUAGUGGGCAAGAUCCGAAACGAGGCCGCUACACAACUCGUGCUCAUCUUACAGAACUGAUUUCCGUUCUCGGACCACCACCACUAGAGCUCAUCAAACGGGGCAAGAGAUCUGCAGAAUGGUUUGAUGGAGAUGGUAAAUGGCUUGAACCAGACGAGAAUGAGCCAGAACGCCUACCGCUUUUGCCGUCUAGUAGUCUUGAGGCUGCGGAGGAGAAUCUUAACGGGAAGGAUAAAGAGCUAUUUCUGAACUUUAUUAAGUCGAUGUUGCAGUGGGAACCAGAGAAGCGAAAGACGGCCAGGGAAUUGUUAAACGAUCGCUGGCUGACUAGGUCACAAAGAUGA